Molecule: messenger RNA, 804 nt
Organism: Laetiporus sulphureus 93-53
Lineage: Eukaryota; Fungi; Basidiomycota; Agaricomycetes; Polyporales; Laetiporaceae
Exons: 3
Coding region: 1-804 (267 amino acids)
Source: RefSeq, a predicted model, not a curated record
AUGUCGCUUAACAUUUGUGUCACCACCACCAUCACUCGCAGUACAUCGGAGCUGGGACCACUUCUCAACAGUGAUGGAGAUGAACUCCCACCUCCGACCAACCUCAGUGAUGAAGCAUUGGCCGAAUCAUGGAGGAGUGCACAUUGGGAAGAUGAUGAAGAUAGGACAGGAAAUGCUGACGAUGAACAACUCGGCUACCCCCACCACGAUGGUGCUACAUACAACUAUGUUGACCCACCUGAGGAUGAAUCUCAACCCUCGCCAGCCAACAUCAUCAAGGAACAGACAAGGUAUGCUCAAACAGUCACGUCCUCAAGCAACCCAGCAAAAGGACAAGUGUCACUCAUCGCCCCAGAUGUGGCAUCACCCUAUGAUGUCUUCAUCGUGAUGCCGCUAACAUUCCUGAUGGAAUGCGAUGGCCAUCAUCUUUAUGUCCAUCGUAUGGGCAUGGGCGACUUCACCACCUUCCAUGCCUUCGUCCUCACUUGGGACAACCUGAAGGUGGCAUGGCACCUCUACUCAGAAGUCUCACCUCACCGUGUCUUCAGUCACAUUCAUUUCACGGGCAAGGAAGAAGGUGUCGAACAAUACGAGGUCGAACUAUUCAGGAUGUUCUUCGAUCAAGUCACCUACGGAGACGUCAAGACACCUCAUGAGUUCACGUCAGUCAUCUUCCAACCCCUCAUCACCAUGAUCGAGCAUCCUGGAUGGCUCACCGAUGGGGUGAAAAAACUGGAGGCAGUUCACUAUCAAGACAGAUCCAUCUCGCACUGGGCACCUACUGAUUUCCAUCCUCAUCACUAG